ACACUACGAGCCACAGGAUCAGCCAGACUCUGAACUCCUGAGAAAUGGCCAUACAACAAUAGCGUUCAUGGUGGGAGAUGCGCUUAGUGGCCGAAUCACCAACUAUCUCAUCGACAUGUACUCGAAGGAUCAAUCGCCAGAGAUAGGCUACACGGCAAGCGGGAAACCCUUUAAGAUACAAAACACCCAGGAGCAGCCUGCAGACAAGACACACGCGAACACCGACUUCUUUGGCAGUGAGAUCGAGCUGUCACACAUCGUUACAGAAAAGGCUCUGCGGUGGGGGAUCACCAAGGCCAGGGCCUCUAGUGUGAUCUACAUGGAGAUUGUGCGAGGGGAGUUGAUUGAUGUACUGAAAGUGAUGACGGCCGAUGAGAACUUCAGCCGAUUUAUCCAACGCAUGAUGUUCUUAGACCAGGUACACGCCUCGGCACAGGAAGCAAAGGAUGCUAUAGUACAACAACUGGCCAAGGAUGCCAGAGACUGCCGUGUAUAUGGCUAUCCCGCCUCAAGCCAAAAUGAGAUCGUAGAGCAGGCAGCAGCAUAUAGUACCGCGGGAGAAGGCACUAUCACUCUGUCACCGGCCAAGUACACAAAGACUGGCUUCUUCAUGCACCGUUGUUUGGAAUCGUCAGACUCCUACUAUACAGGAUUCUUUGACUUGCAGCCACAGGGAGUGACAGACGAGAUAGUCCAGAAAUUCCGGGUGCUAUUGAGGUGCAAACCCAAAGAGUUUGACAAACAGGCCAGUCGGGCGUACUACAAACUGGAUGAGGCCUUUAGGCGGACAGAUAUUGUGCACUGGAUGACGGAGAGUGUGGGUGACAACGUUGCCGAAGGGGAAACAAGGACAUAUAGUAAGGUAAGGUAG
This is a messenger RNA of Sphaeroforma arctica JP610, 871 nucleotides long. RefSeq lists its product as hypothetical. The record is from RefSeq and is a predicted model, not a curated record. The transcript is spliced from 5 exons. The coding region runs from base 68 to 871 and encodes 267 amino acids. NCBI's taxonomy places the organism in Eukaryota, Ichthyosporea, Ichthyophonida.